Molecule: messenger RNA, 3304 nt
Organism: Anguilla anguilla (European eel)
Lineage: Eukaryota; Metazoa; Chordata; Actinopteri; Anguilliformes; Anguillidae
Product: EF-hand calcium-binding domain-containing protein 6
Exons: 18
Coding region: 442-3210 (922 amino acids)
Molecular function (GO): calcium ion binding
Source: RefSeq, a predicted model, not a curated record
ACAUAUGUUUCUUAAACACGUGGGAAAACUGCGGUCUUUACCUCACGUUUUCCAAAAACACAACGCAGGCUGUCUGCAAUAAAAGAUGUCACUCGUCGGUUUUGAGGUUCAGACUGACUCCCCGUGUGCUUAGAGAUGCAAUAAACUGGGUUUCCGGACCUGGGCGCUUGGUGUUGCUGUAGCAACCUCUUAUUGUUUCUGUAAAAACAGAAGUGAAGGGAGAGAUUUCAGACACACAGAAGUUCCAUUUGACUUUCUAACUAACUGCUUGCAUUAAUGUUAUAGGUUCGAAAGCAAGUUUUUGAAAAACUAUAUUAAUUUUACGCAGACCAUAAAUGCACAGCAAGAAUCAACUCAUUUGAGACUUCAUCGUUAAAUUUACAGCACGUCAGCAAGAUAAUAGUUGCUGUCCAGGACAGGGUACUGUUGUCAGACUGAACCAUGACAGCCGCGAGGAUGACAACCAGAAUGCCGUCGGUUGCUUCGUUCCGACUUCCAGUCAUCCAGCACCCGUUUUCAAAAAUGGGAGAUCCCGAGACCAUAUCUCUCAGAGGGCACACUACUGAAGGCGCCCGGAAUCAUAAAGUUUUUGCGGAGGAACGGCGAAGGCCAUUGUCACACGAGGAAAGACUCGACUCCGUGCACCGAAGUCAGAUACUGAAAAGUAACAGAGCGCAGCAAGGCGGAAACGAGUUGCGUCUCGACAGGGACACCUUUACGGGACCUCCUUUGCAAAUUCCAGAGGGGGUGGAAGUGACCUGGGCCGCGGAUCCGGAUAAACCGCGCUUGCCUAUCUUCGGUCAGCGGGCGUGUGCAGUGAGCCGAGCGGGAAGCAGCGCCGGUCAUAGCGUCGUUUCCAGCAGCAGGGCCAGCAGCGUCUCAUACCCCGCUGCCCAGCUGAGGAUCCAGGUGGAUCAGCUGGAGCAUGAGCUUCGGCAGCGGGUUCGAGCUGGCGGGCACUCCACCCUGAAGAACCUGUUCAAGGGCAGUGACCCGGGGGGACAGGGACAGGUCAACAGAGAUGCACUGCUGAUGAUUCUCGCCAAAUUUCUGGGAAGAUCCGUUACGGUCAAACAACUGAGACAGCUCCUCCUGCGGCUGCAUCUGUCUGAGAAGGACGUGCUCGGGUUCGAGGAGCUGUACGCACCCCUGAUGGAGCCCGUCCAGGCGGGGGCCGCGACCUCGGGUGGCCCGGGCCAGCACCCCGCUGCUCCGCCCCAGCUUACCGCCUCCCAGGCCCACGCCCUCCUCCGGGGCCCCGCCCAGCACAGUUUCCUGGAGGCCAUGAAGUCACUUCCUGUGAAGGACUCGGAGGGUCCCCGGUGGAUUGUGGCCCCGGAGCUGCGGAACAUUCUGGAACAGCUGCACCUGAACAUGGACGAUCAUGAGUUUGAAAAGCUGUGGAGGAGGUAUGACGUGGACGCCCUUGGAGCUGUCAAAGUGGACGUGCUGUUGGAUAAAAUCAGGAAGAAGGACAGGAAGAGGCCGAACUCGGAUGGGAACCCCAAUCAGAAGGAGCCGGCCCCUGUCACUGCUGAGGCGGAGGGCGCCUCACAGACCCCAGCCAGGACUCUCAGUAAAGGUGAGGAGGAGCGCAAAGCCUCCAUCACGAUGGAGAAGUGGCUGAAGGACAAGUUCAGGGAGGGCUUCCGCAAGAUGAAGGCCGAGUUCGAGAAAGUGGAUCCUGACAAAUCUGGCAUGGUGCAGCCGGACGCCUUCCUGCAGGUGCUGCAGACGUUUGGGCUCUCCUUGCGGAGGGGGCACGUGGGCCUGUUCCUGGCCCGGUGCGGGCUCAAGCCCAGGAAGACGGGGAUCAAGUACACCGAGUUCCUCAGGAGGUUCCAGGACCGCAGCACCGACGGGAUCACACACAAGAUCCUGGCCAAUCCACAGCACAGGUUCAAUCAGGAUGAGAACAUUAGCCACGCCUCCACGGUGACGGCAGUGGAAGCCAAGCUGGCCAAGAUGUUCCAGUCGGAGUACCUCGCUCUCUUCGACACGUUCCGAAACAUUGACAAAUUGGAUAAGAAGACUAUAAGCCAGGAGGAGUUUCGGGCUGCAAUAGAAAGCAGGUUCAGGCUGGAGAUCUCCGACCCUGAGUUUGCACAGCUGCUGGACAGCCUGCCCCUGGACCCGGACGGAAAUGUCCAGUACGCCCUCUUCAUGGCACCCUUCGACACCCGUGGGGGAGCUCCCAGUCUCUUUGAGAGCCAAGCGGAUGCUGGGGAGAGAGACUCGGUUCAGCCUGAAGACACAGGGAAAACGAACCAGGGCAGGAGUGACACUCAACUCUUCAAAACAAUCAAGACCCUCGUGACCAAGCAUUAUCCAGCUGUUGAGCAGGCCUAUCAGGAGCUGGAUGAGAAAAAUACUCGACGUCUGACACAGGAAACCAUGUACCAGCUACUGAAACGAUUUGAUAUCCAGCCCGAGGUCAGCCGGGGGGAGAUUCGAAGACUCUGGGGCACUUUGAUUACCAACCAAGACAAGACGCUGGAUUUCUUGCAGUUUGCGAGACACUUUGGCCACUCUCCCAAAUCGGCCUGCUUUCCCAACGCCAAGCUUUGUCCCCCGAGGAAAGGGGACGAGGACUUCAGGCUCCGUUCCAAGACGCUCAACUGCGUCUCCGACAUACUGGUCGACAGCGUCCGUGCCAAGGUUGAGUUCUUGCUCUAUGAGCUGCAGAAUGAGUUUGAGGAUCUGGACCCAUACAGAACUGGGUUCGUGAGCCAGGACGAGUUCCGGGACAUUCUGACCAGCCUGUGUGUGCACCUCAACCAAUAUGAGUGCCACGUCCUGGCCAAGAAAUUCGAUAUCAACCAUGAUGCCCGAGUGUCUUACGUGGAGUUCCUGAAGCCCUUUGGGCAGCCCCGGGUGACCAAGAGAACGGGGGCCCACGUGGCCGAGGUCAUGCAGGAGUCCUACAGGGCCCCCGAUGAGUCCCUGGAGGAGAGGAGCUCCUCCGCCAUGGGGCUCCUGAUGACCCGACUCAGAAAGAAGCUGGAGGGAGCGGGUCGCACUCUCCGCAGAUCCUUCCGGAAGCUGGACGUGGCGGGCAGCGGGUACCUCUCCCCGUCCGAGUUCAGCGCGGUCCUGAGGCUGUGCAGCGUGGACCUGAAUCACGAGGAGGUGUACCACAUCCUGUCCACGUUCGACCGCGGCCUGGACGGGCGCGUCGACUACCGCGGCUUCCUGCAGGAGAUGUGCUAGAGCCAUGCCCCGAGGACCGAGCCAGUGUAGAGAGGGCACAGGCGUGUGUGUGCGUGUGUGUGUGGGUGUGUGUGGGUGUGUGUGUGUGGGUGUA